AACCUAAAAGUAGAAAGUUCUCGAGUUUACUUUCAUUUGCGCAGCAAGUUGCGCGAUAUGAUAAGGGGAUGUAUGCAUUGUCAAGAGGACCAAGUAAAAUAGCUUCUAGCACAAGGAGAGGUCCUCCGAAAGCGAUAGACAACCUUGAAAUAAAGGACGUAGAAAAACAGCAAAAGGGGACUGGUGCAUUGACUAUGAGCUCUCCAAAACCUACGUUCAAUCAUCAUCAAAUGAAUGGUAGAAGAUCAGGUUACAAUAAACAAAAUCCACCACCUGUACAAGAAGCUUUUCCACAACACGAAGAGAUAGUCAAAUUUCUUACUGAUGCUUGGAGUAAAGUCAGCGUUGAAUUAGAAUCAAAAAAGAAUUUUAGAGAAGGUGGUCCAAUUGUAUACAGAGACAAAGAUCCAAAUAAUCCUGUUCUGAAAAAUUUUAAGCCUUUUGAUCUGGAGUCCUACUGGGGACAAAGAACAUUAGAGAAGAUAACAAGCAGUUGAUACAGCCUUAUUAUUUUAACUUUGCCAUAGUUCUUUCAUGUUAGUGUUGUACUGAUUUUGUUGAUAGUUUUUAUGACUAAGAAAGUCUGUUAGAUGAAUGAGUAAAUGUUUUUGAGAGAUGAAUUUUUUAUUUGUAAUUAAAGAAUGCAAUUUUUUAUUAUA
This is a messenger RNA of Mytilus californianus (California mussel), 659 nucleotides long. Its product is annotated as MAPK regulated corepressor interacting protein 2-like. NCBI's taxonomy places the organism in Eukaryota, Metazoa, Mollusca, Bivalvia, Mytilida, Mytilidae. The record is from RefSeq and is a predicted model, not a curated record. The transcript has 6 exons. The coding region runs from base 69 to 497 and encodes 142 amino acids.